UGUGGGCACGCUGCUCCGCAGGGCUGGGUGGAGGCUGAAAGUCGGGCUGAGUGUCAUAGGUUGGGAUUCACAUCUCCUCCCACUUGGAGGAUGGUGAUUGCUGUGCUCAGCCCAAGGUUGGGAUGCCACCAUCGCUUUCCUCACUGACAGAGCAAUGGUUGUCUCGCUCUCACAGUGUGCACUGUAAGGGGAGGAAUGAUGCCCCGCUCCCUGCUGCAGGUCCCGCUGUCCCCCAGCAGGACACACCAUCCGAGGACGACAGCACCCCAACCCUCGACCUGCAGCCUCAGCCCCAUAGCCCAGGAGGAGACACACCCCCCACACUGCCCAGCCCUGCUGCACAGCGGGAUGAAGGAGCAGAGGAAAGCUCAGCAUCGCCUCUCAGUGCCAGCGGGGACACCACAUCUCUCCCCAAGGGCCUCCAGGCCUCCGUGGCUGCCCUGCAGAAAGAUUUUGGCUGCUGGGCCAGGGCACACCUGCAGCACACAGAGGAGCUACUGGGGGUUGCCACUUGCCUGCUGCAGGCUCAGGGCAGGCUGAACAAGCACCUGGUGUCUCUGUCCCGUGGGGUGCACUCCAUGGCUCGCUCCCUCAGUGCCAUCACCUCCUUUUUGGGGAAGAUGCUGCAACCAGGCCCUCAGGACUCCAGAUCUGCGCCCACCCCACAGGACCCCCUAGACUUGAGCUGUCCCUCGCUGCCCUCCGACCUGCUGGAUUUGUUCUGCCCCAGCACAUCGCAGCAGAAUAAAGCAGAUCAGGGUCCUGCAGCAUCUCCCCCUGCCAGGCCUCCAUCACCCAAGGUCCCCAGCCCAGAGCUGGAGAAGGAGCAUCCCAGCAAGAGCAAGAGAGACUACAAGCACACUGCUGGCCUCAGGAAGAGGAGGAAGAAGUGAGGGGAAACAGUGUGCCCUUUGCGAUGCCUCAGUGAUAUCCCAGGAUGAUUCAGGAGAGCAGUGAGGAACGGGCUCUGUCAGAAUGCCUGGAAAACCCAUGGAAGGCUGCAGGGACUUGGCUCCCCACCUCACUUGUUGUGCCAAUAAAUCCUCCUGGGCAGAA
This is a messenger RNA of Coturnix japonica (Japanese quail), 1056 nucleotides long. NCBI's taxonomy places the organism in Eukaryota, Metazoa, Chordata, Aves, Galliformes, Phasianidae. The record is from RefSeq and is a predicted model, not a curated record.